AGGACCCCGGGGAGGGGGCGGGACCCCCCAAAAUCCUGCCGUGCCCCCCCAGGUACACGUACGAGGUGGCCCCGGUGCUGGUGCUGCUGGAGGAGCAGGUCCUGGCCAAGCUCCGGGAGCUCGUGGGGUGGAGCGGCGGCGACGGGAUCUUCGCUCCCGGGGGCUCCAUGUCCAACAUGCUGGCGAUGAACGUGGCGCGAUUCCGGCGCUUCCCGGAGGCUCGGAGCAAAGGGAGCCGGGAAUUGCCGCGGCUGGCGCUGUUCGCGUCCAGGGAGAGCCACUACUCGAUCCCAAAAGGCGCCGCUUUCCUGGGAAUCGGCACCGACAACGUUCACCUCGUGCCCACGGACGAGAGGUGGGUGAGGGGGGGGGAUCCUGG
Messenger RNA from Corapipo altera (White-ruffed manakin), 379 nucleotides. Its product is annotated as cysteine sulfinic acid decarboxylase-like. NCBI's taxonomy places the organism in Eukaryota, Metazoa, Chordata, Aves, Passeriformes, Pipridae. Gene Ontology annotation, cellular component: cytoplasm. The record is from RefSeq and is a predicted model, not a curated record. Gene Ontology annotation, biological process: carboxylic acid metabolic process. The annotation marks the transcript as partial. The transcript is spliced from 4 exons. Gene Ontology annotation, molecular function: pyridoxal phosphate binding; sulfinoalanine decarboxylase activity.